This is a messenger RNA of Cydia strobilella, 2348 nucleotides long. RefSeq names its product pleckstrin homology domain-containing family A member 3-like. Bases 119 to 778 code for a protein of 219 amino acids. The record is from RefSeq and is a predicted model, not a curated record. The transcript is spliced from 5 exons. Gene Ontology annotation, cellular component: early endosome; trans-Golgi network; recycling endosome. NCBI's taxonomy places the organism in Eukaryota, Metazoa, Arthropoda, Insecta, Lepidoptera, Tortricidae. Gene Ontology annotation, biological process: receptor recycling; endosome organization; retrograde transport, endosome to Golgi.
UCUGAUUAUUCUGUAACUUUGGCAUGCUAGAUUUUCAAGUGUAUUUUCAAUUUAUUACAACUUAAUUUACCAAAGUAUUCAGAUCUGUAUAAUAAAAUUGCGCAGUUCCUAAAAUCUAAUGGAAGGCAUUUUAUGGAAAUGGACGAAUUACUGGAACGGUUGGCAAACCAGGUGGUUCAUCUUGGACAAUGGUAUCCUGUCAUAUUAUAAAUCUCAAGAGGAAGUGAACCAAGGAUGCAAGGGUUCAGUGAAAGUAUCCGUGUGCCAAAUAAAUGUGAACCAAAUAGAUUCAACCCGAAUGGAUCUUGUAAUACCGGGCCAGCAGCACAUGUACCUCCGGGCUCCAUCUCCUCAGGACAGGCAAAAGUGGCUUGUGGCUUUAGGCAGUGCAAAAGCUUGUGUAGACUCCAAGGGUGACUCAAAAGGGUUCGAAGAUCCGAAUUCCUUGGGGCACAAGAAAUCUGAACUGCGACUGUACUGUGACCUGCUCAUGCAGCAAGUGCAUGCUGUAAAGAGUGCAGCCAACACGGAGGGUGGCCCUGAAGUUCAGACCCUUGAAGACGCCUCAAGCCUCCUAUCUGCUACAUGCGACACCUUCAUCAGAACUCUAGAAGAUAUAAUGAAGCUAACUAGUGGUCCCACUCCACCUAUGGCAGCACCUUAUGAAAUGCCUGUACCCAAUCUCGCUAUGCCUAAAAAUGGCUCAAGCAAAUCGCAAGUAAACAUUAAAACACCUAGACAAAGUUUAAUUAGAUCUGUAUCACAAGAAAAUAGAUGAAUUGGAUUUUAUAAAUCAACAUAACCUAAAAAAGUUUUCUAAGAAUGUUUUGACAUUGACAUCAAUAUGAUUUCUUGUAUUUGUACCGAAAUAACAAGGUAGCAUUACAUAUUGUGCACAUAUGUAUAAAAAAAGUAUUUUUAUAAAAAAUGUAGGUGUUAAUUUCCAAGCAUUCCUAUGUUAAAAAAAAGAUGUACCAAUUGAAUUGUUUAUAGUUUGAAAAUAGUAUUUUAGUAGUUUGUAGAGACAUUGUAGAAAAAAAUGUAUUGUACUUAGAUUAUAAUUAUUUACUUUGGCGAGUCGUUAAGUAUUAUUUUGACGUGGCAAAUGAUGGCGCGACGUCACUGCGUCGAUUCUGGGUCGUUGCCGCAUCAAACUACGUCGUUUCGGCUGCUUAGCAACUACCGCUUUUCCCUUAUAUAUAAAAAUGUAUUACUCAUUGUAGCUCAAAAACUGAAGUGAGUAUUGUUUUUAAAGGGGUACCGUUAACUUAUUCAACAUCACUUGAAAAAAAAAAGAGUGAUUCUGUACCAUCUCCACUCUCUUUGUUAUAACUAAUCCAAGUCUGGCUAAUGAAAAAUGAACUUGCAAAAACGCGGCAAUUUCAUAUUUGUCCUUACUUACGUAAGCAUAACAUAUAUGUGUGCCCGGAAAAAUAUUAAGUACUGAAAAUAAUAUAGAAAUGAUAAAAAGUAUUAAGAUUAUGCAAUCCUUGCAAUCAAAGAGUUGUCUGCUACAGAUUUUAUGAAAUUGCCGCGUUUUUGAAGGUUCAUCUUUCAUUAGCCAGACUGAUAAUGGGAGAAAUGCAACCAUUAAUAGAAAUUAGUUAUAGACAGCUGUUUGGUAGACUAUUUCUUUGUUGUUUGUUUGGCUUGAUUGGCAAUCUUGUGUAAGUUUACAGCAGACUCCCGUAGACGGUACGGGAACUCGCAACGUCUAAAUGAGCCUUAACACAUCUGUAAAAAGUCGACCUACAUAUAUGUUUCAUAAUCAUAUUCUAUAUGUGAUUUCCUUUUAAAGCGCUUCACACAUCUUACUAUUACUGAAGUGCAAACAUUAUUGCUUGUAGACUUGUUUUAUCGUCGAAAAUUGUCAUUUCUGUAUGGUUGAGUACCUAUUGGCUACAUUUGAUUUAGAUAAGCUGUCGUUUCUUAUGUGAUUUUUGAAAAGUUAGUCAAGAAAUAUGCGAUCUCUCGUAGUUUUAUCUAUGGCACAUAUGCAUAACUAUACUUCUGUGAUAACUGUACUAAGUAUAACUUGUUUUAAGUUUUUAUCACAAGCUAUCAUAAUAAUGAUAUCAUAGUGCAUACGUACCUUAGUGCUACCAUUAGUGAAUAACUUCAUAAAUUUUAUGCAUAUUAUUGUUGGGCUCUAACAGAGCAUUAUGAUUAUUUUAUUUGAACUUCUCCAUGAUUUUUUAUAUGACAAUGUGGUGUGAAUGAUAUGUCGUUUUAGUAACAUUGCUCUUGUGUACCUAUGUUAAUUAUUAGAAAUAAUAUAAUUAUAUUAUCAAACUAAAUUCUAGUUACAUAAGAAACUAAUAUAAUAAAACGAAAAACUACAACAAAAA